UGUGUGUGUGUGUGUGUUGGUUUUUGUGGUUUACAAGGACUUUUGACCUGAAUACGCACCAGCAUUACAGGGACAUUUGGGUUUAUGAGGACAGGGCCCAUGUCCUUAUAAUUCCGACAGUGUAGAUGCCUUUCUCUAUGUCCCAGAAGCUCCCUCUCAAAGUUUCGCGCCAUGUCCUAAUAUACCACAAAAAUCUGAAAUUUUACUAUACACUGUGUAUCCUCUGAGCUCGGGAGUGCGCCCCUGCAGCCCGGCCCCGGUACUGCAUCCGCGUCAUCGAAAAUUUGCAUAUUUUACACUUGUGUAAGUUUGGAGGCCGCUGAUUGGCUAGAUCGGCAUCGGAAGGCGGGAAAACAAAAUGGCGGCGGUGGGCGGGGCUACAUUCUGCCGCUAAUAGCGCCGUACAACGAGGCAAGUGUGACUGUUUGUAACUUCCUGUUUGGACCGGACACAAUCUGUGCACCUGAAGCGAAGACAUCUGUGGUGUGAAGCUGUUGGAAACAACUAUUAUAUGAAAGCAGACACAUAGGAUGGCUGAAGGUGUGAGGCGAAGGAGAAAGCUGAAGCCCGUGGAGGAGGCCAUACAGUUUUCACUUGAACAGAAAGACAAGAAUGGACUCGAGGGCAGGUUCAUCAGUCAUCUUAAAGGGAGGGGUGUGUUCAGCUGUACUGACUUUGAGAAAGGAGAUUUCCUGCUGGAAUACAGAGGAGACCUCAUCAGCAAAGAAGAAUGUGAGCGGAGGCAAAGAAUAUAUCACGAUGCACUUAAAGUUUUCAUGUUUGAGUUUCGCUACAAUGGAAAACUCCUCUGUGUCGAUGCAGCCCGAGAUGACGGUUCUCUUGGGCGGCUUGUAAACGAUGACCAUAUUAACCCAAACAGCAGGAUGAAGACGAUUCGUGUGGAUGGAAAACCUCACUUAUGUUUAUUUGCCACAAGGAGCAUCUGUCCUGGUGAAGAGAUCACAUAUGAUUAUGGUGAUUCUGAGUGGCCAUGGAGAUGCACGACUCUUAGUGUGGGUUGA
Carassius auratus (goldfish) is the source of this 1022-nucleotide messenger RNA. RefSeq names its product histone-lysine N-methyltransferase set-1-like. Gene Ontology annotation, cellular component: nucleus; polytene chromosome. The record is from RefSeq and is a predicted model, not a curated record. The transcript has 6 exons. Gene Ontology annotation, biological process: regulation of DNA damage response, signal transduction by p53 class mediator; regulation of transcription by RNA polymerase II. NCBI's taxonomy places the organism in Eukaryota, Metazoa, Chordata, Actinopteri, Cypriniformes, Cyprinidae. The coding region runs from base 531 to 1022 and encodes 163 amino acids. Gene Ontology annotation, molecular function: histone H4K20 methyltransferase activity; protein binding; transcription regulator activity.